ACAAAUAGUAACAGCAAAAAGAAUACAUUGAAGAAUAAGAAAGAAUCCAGAAAGAGUUAGAUCAGUAUCAAAUGGAAGGCAGCGGCAUCCAUCAAAAUCUGGUAGAACACGAGGCAGAGUCUUGGUUGUUUGUGAAGAAUAAGAUAUGGAAUGAGACAAAGAAACUGUGGGUUGUUGCAGGUCCAGCUAUCUUAAUACCAUUCUCAACAUUUGGAAUCCAUGUAAUCAGCCAAGCUUUUAUAGGCCAUUUCAGCUCCAUGCAGCUCGCUGCAUACGCCCUUGUCUUCAGCGUGAUCUUCCGAGUUGUCCUUGGUUUUCAGUUUGGCAUGGUUAAUGGGGUCGGAACGCUGUGUGGGCAAGCAUUUGGUGCCAAACAGUAUCACAAGCUCGGCUUAUAUCUUCAGCAAUCAUGGAUCAUCUUGCUUGUUGCCACAACCCUUAUGACACCGCUGUUUAUAUUUGCUGCGCUGAUUUUGAAAACAUUAGGCCAGGAUCACGAGAUUGCUGAUGUGGCAGGGGAUUUUGCUGUGUGGUUCGUUGCUAUCUCGUUCUUGUAUGCUGUGCUGUAUAGCUGCAACUCAUUCCUGCAGUCGCAGAGCAAGAACUUCAUUCUCUCGUUCUAUGCAGUGCUGUCGUUGCUGGCACACGUCUUCUUCUCGUGGCUUUUGUCUGUGAAGUUGGGGUUCGGUGUUACUGGUGUGAUGGUGUCUACUGUUUUGUCGUAUGUGAUACCGAAUGUAGGCCAGCUCGUGUACAUCAUGGGUGGUAGUUGUAGAGAGACGUGGAAGGGGUUCACGGCCUUGGCAUUCGCGGAUAUUGGACGAACAAUCAGGCUCUCUGUGUCAUCUGGUGUGAUGAUCUGCCUAGAAUUCUGCUACAACUCUUUACUACUUCUUCUGGCUGGAAAUAUGGGUAAUGCAGAGGUCACAAUUGAUGCUCUUUCAAUCUGUAUUAACAUCAGUGGAUGGGCACUGAUGGUAGCCUUCGGGUUCAUGGCAGCAGCGAGUGUUCGUGUGUCGAACGAGCUGGGAAGGAGGGAUGUCAAGGCGGUGAAGUUCUCGAUUUUGAUGGCAGUUGGGACAUCAUUCAGCAUUGGGUUGGUGUUGUUUGUGUGUUUCUUGGUGUUUAGGGAGAACGCAGCCUACGCGUUCACUAAUAGUGAGGAAGUGGCUGGGGCGGUUGCUCGUCUGUCUCCUCUGCUUGCGUUUUCUCUGCUCUUGAACAGCGUCCAGCCGGUUCUCUCAGGCAAGCCUAGCCCACUCCCUCUGCUAAGCACAAAAGAUUUGAAACAUGCAAAUAUAUGAGGAAGAUGAUGAAUUUUGUGUGAAGCAGGUGUUGCCAAUGGAACUGGGCAACAAGGCAUUGUGGCAUAUGUGAAUCUUGCUUCAUAUUACUUGAUUGGUUUGCCUUUGGGAGUCAUUCUUGGUUAUGUCUUCAAGCUGCAAGUUGAGGUGAGUAGAGAUAACUAACCAUUUCUUCUUCUUAAUUAGUUACUGUACAUUACAAAAGUUAGUAUAUGAUGAAA
Molecule: messenger RNA, 1525 nt
Organism: Salvia hispanica
Lineage: Eukaryota; Viridiplantae; Streptophyta; Magnoliopsida; Lamiales; Lamiaceae
Source: RefSeq, a predicted model, not a curated record